AUGUUUUUAAUUUUUAAUUAUCUUAUCAUCUUUGUUAAAGAUUUAUCAAUGGCAACAUCUCGCGAACAGUCACCAGAUGAUGAUGAGAAAUCCGCUACUGUAGAUUCUCCUCAGGCUAAUGUUAAACGAGAAUCUCGUAAAGAUUAUAAAAAUUCUCCAUCACCAAAAAAAUUAAGGAAAAGUAAAGAACAUAGUAGUAAAGAUGAUAAAAAAAAUAAACGUAAUUCUAGAAGAAGUAAAAGCCGUGAAUCUAGUAAACGUGAAAGAAGUAAACAUUCUAGUAAAUAUUCAUCUAAAAAAAGUAACGAUUCUAGUGAUCGAGAUAUUCAAAUUCAUUAUUCAUUAAGGCCAAUUUGGGAUAAAUUAGAAGAAAAUCCAAAAAAUUUUGAUUUAUGGGUUGAAUUAAUUACUAAAAGUGCAGAAAAUAAUAUUGAUCAAAGUAUGGAAUUAAUAUUUAAACGCUUUUUAGAAAAUUUUCCUUAUUGUUAUGGGUAUUGGAUUCAAUAUGCCACAUACAUUAAUAAUAGAGAUGGUCCAAAAGAAUGUUUAUAUAUUUAUCAAAAGGCGGUAAAGGAAUUUCCUAUUUGUGUUGAUUUAUGGAUGUCUUAUUUGCAAGUUGCAAUGGAACAUUAUAUGAUGCAACCUGAUGGAGUAACAGAUAUUCUCAAAAUUAUAAAUAAAGCUUUAGAGGAAUGUGGAAUGGAUUUCAAUUCUGAUAACUUAUGGAUCUCUGUAAUUGAUUGGGAAGAAUAA
Molecule: messenger RNA, 753 nt
Organism: Strongyloides ratti
Lineage: Eukaryota; Metazoa; Nematoda; Chromadorea; Rhabditida; Strongyloididae
Product: Pre-mRNA-processing factor 39
Exons: 3
Coding region: 1-753 (250 amino acids)
Biological process (GO): mRNA 5'-splice site recognition; RNA processing
Cellular component (GO): U2-type prespliceosome; U1 snRNP; commitment complex
Molecular function (GO): protein binding
Source: RefSeq, a predicted model, not a curated record